Daucus carota subsp. sativus is the source of this 954-nucleotide messenger RNA. RefSeq lists its product as uncharacterized. Bases 1 to 954 code for a protein of 317 amino acids. The transcript has a single exon. The record is from RefSeq and is a predicted model, not a curated record. Lineage: Eukaryota; Viridiplantae; Streptophyta; Magnoliopsida; Apiales; Apiaceae.
AUGGUACAACGCAUUCCCGGAGUUCCUAAACUUCUGGAAAAGGCAACACCGACAAGCUACGCUGACUCUCCUUUUGUGGAUGACAUUGCCUUGGUAAAGACGCCAAAACGUUUCAACGUUCCCUCUAUGAAAGCAUAUGACGGGUCGACUGAUCCUCUAGAACACGUAGCACAAUACAAGCAGCGGAUGUUUACGGUCCCGAUAACGAAAGACCUAAGAGAGGCGUGCAUGUGUAAAUGUUUUGGGUCCACGUUGGCCGGUCCAGCUCUACAGUGGUUUGUGAAUCUACCCAAUGGCUCCAUAGAAACGUUCGCCGACCUGGUUGACGCUUUCAAUUUACAAUUCGCAAGCAGUAGGGUGUUCGAAAAGACGACGAGCGACCUCUACAAGAUCGUGCAGAGAUAUCGGGAACCACUCAGGGAUUACCUCACGCGAUUCAACAGGGAGAAAGUGACCAUAACUAACUGCGACGUGCCCACAGCGAUUGAGGCGUUUAGAAGAGGAUUUGAAAGGGACUCACCGCUCUACGACGAGUUAACUAAGUACCCAUGCAGGAGUAUGGAUGACGUACAGGCGAAGGCGAUGGCCCAAGUAAGAUUGGAAGAGGACAGGAGGGAAGAAGAUGACAAGUACUACCGUCCGAACAUGAAGGUCACGACGUCGAGGGUCCACGACACCAGACCUUAUGUCAGGCCAACGCACGAUGACACAAGGGUUAGCUCUGCACAGGAGAGGACGGAUUGGAGAAAGGACCCCAACCUGCCUCCAACAUAUGACAGUUACGGUUUCACAUUGACACCUUCGGCCUUAAUGAGAGAAUUCACUAAGAUGGGAGACGCCGUCAAGUGGCCCCCCAAAUCAAACAAACCAAAGUCGAAUCCGGAUUCAAAGCUAUGGUGUGAUUUCCAUGGAGACUACGGACACCGCGCUUAUGAUUGCGUGGCCUUAAUGUAG